AUGUCACACAUCGUUAUUCGUGGAAUCCCCUUUGCGACUCGUCUGCGCGCAGCCCAAGGUGGUGCCAAGGAGCUUCUUAAGCGCGACCGCGUCCGCGCACAGAAGUUCCUGGCUGGCAAGCCCCACCAUGCCUUCUUGGCUGCCAAAGCCAAACGCCACAGCAGUACUGGGGCAGAGUCUAGCAUUGAUGUCACCGAUUCAGGUGUCACUUACACUAUACAAGUUGGUGUUGGAAGUCCAGCGACCGAUUAUACAUUGUUGAUCGAUACUGGGAGUUCGAAUACGUGGAUUGGUGCAGAUCUGCCAUACGAACCCACAAGCACCAGUUACGACACUGGUAACACCAUAAAUGUCAGCUAUGGUUCGGGAAGUAUGUCCGGAGAGGAAUACACCGACACCGUGACCUUAGGGCCAGACUUGGUUAUCCAGAACCAAGGCAUCGGCGUGGCUUCAUACGCGCAAGGGUUCGAGGGUGUCGAUGGUAUAUUGGGUGUUGGUCCCGUAGACCUUACACAGGGAACCGUGUCUAACACGACGGAUGUGCCUACAGUUACCGACAACUUAUACGCUCAGGGAACAAUCUCUUCCGAUUCACUCGGCAUCUCCUACGAGCCGUCUUCCACGGCUAACGUAUCCAAUGGAGAGCUUACAUUCGGUGGGACCGAUAGCACCAAGUACACUGGCACACUCAAUACUGUUCCGCUUACCACCACCUCCCCAGCCUCGGCGUAUUGGGGUAUCGAUCAGUCUGUAUCGUACGGUACUGAUCAAACAAUCUUGAAUACGACUGCCGGCAUUGUGGACACUGGCACUACACUUCUUCUCCUUGCCACUGAGGCUUUCCAGGCCUAUCAGCAGGCAACUGGUGCCGUCGAAGACUCGACGACAGGUCUCCUAACGAUCACGUCGGAACAAUACGCUGAACUUCAAAGCUUGUAUUUCAAUAUCGGCGGUGUCACCUACGAGUUUACGCCUAAUGCUCAGAUCUGGCCACGUGGUCUGAACAGCAUCCUCGGAGGAGAGGAGGGACAGAUCUAUCUGAUCGUGUCUGACCUGGGUUCCUCAGUGGGGAGCGGACUGGACUUCAUAAAUGGAUUUGGCUGGAUUCAACGCUUUUACACUUUCUUUGAUACCGGGAACGAGCAGCUCGGUCUUGCGACAACGGCAUACACUGAUGCUGAUACCAACUGA
Messenger RNA from Suillus plorans, 1191 nucleotides. Its product is annotated as acid protease. Gene Ontology annotation, molecular function: aspartic-type endopeptidase activity. The record is from RefSeq and is a predicted model, not a curated record. The coding region runs from base 1 to 1191 and encodes 396 amino acids. Gene Ontology annotation, biological process: proteolysis. NCBI's taxonomy places the organism in Eukaryota, Fungi, Basidiomycota, Agaricomycetes, Boletales, Suillaceae. The transcript has 11 exons.